This is a messenger RNA of Carassius carassius (crucian carp), 659 nucleotides long. Its product is annotated as target of EGR1 protein 1-like. The transcript has a single exon. The coding region runs from base 1 to 453 and encodes 150 amino acids. Gene Ontology annotation, cellular component: Cajal body; cytoplasm. NCBI's taxonomy places the organism in Eukaryota, Metazoa, Chordata, Actinopteri, Cypriniformes, Cyprinidae. Gene Ontology annotation, molecular function: snRNA binding; 3'-5'-RNA exonuclease activity. The record is from RefSeq and is a predicted model, not a curated record. Gene Ontology annotation, biological process: snRNA 3'-end processing.
AUGCAGUUCCCCAUUGUGGACCAGGCAGUGCCCAUAUCUGAACCAGCACUCCCUGAACAUCAGGAGAAGACAGUGAGUUCUGAGCCAACAGAUGCUGCGCAUGUGUUUGAACCUGGGAAAACAGCCAGCAAGAAUGGAAAUGAGGAAUCUCAGCCAGAAGCACCUUCUGAAGCUCCCGAUAGACCAAAAGAGAAGAAAGUGGAAGGAGGAACUCACCGAGCAGGGUUUGAUGCUUUCAUGAUGGGCUAUAUUUUUGCUUAUGCCAGAAAUCUGACAAAAAACUCAGAAGAACCCAGCACUGCUCCCCUCAUCCCCGCAUGUCUCAAUAAACUUUUCCUCAGUGGCAAGUCUGUUCCUCUACAUCUAGCUAACAGCACCUUCUCCAAGUCUUCAAAGGCUCAUGUGCACAAGAUGGACUAUGUCUGGGGAAAAAGCUCUGCUGUAAAACCUUAGGGAACAGCAUAGAAACCUUAGAUUUUCAGAUUUCAAUAUUUGUGUACACUUUUGUUCAAAUAAAAUCAAAGGUUUUUUUUAUUUAUUUUUUUUACUGUUUUCUGACCACGGCAUGGUUGUUUUUCGUCUUCUGAUUUUAAAUCUAAACUUAGUAUUCUUGACAGUUUGCUAGAGUAGACUAAGUAGAUACUAUGAAAGAGCCUUUA